Molecule: messenger RNA, 4215 nt
Organism: Ictalurus punctatus (channel catfish)
Lineage: Eukaryota; Metazoa; Chordata; Actinopteri; Siluriformes; Ictaluridae
Gene: opn7b
Product: opsin 7, group member b
Exons: 5
Coding region: 236-1387 (383 amino acids)
Biological process (GO): G protein-coupled receptor signaling pathway; visual perception
Cellular component (GO): membrane
Molecular function (GO): G protein-coupled receptor activity
Source: RefSeq, a predicted model, not a curated record
UCUCUCUCUCUCUCUUGCUCUCUCUCUCUCUCUCUCUCUCUCUCGCUCUCUCUCUCGCUCUCUCUCUCUCUCUCUCUCUCGCUCUCUCUCUCGCUCUCUCUCUCUCUCUCGCUCUCUCUCUCUCUCUCUCGCUCUCUCUCGCUCUCUCUCUCGCUCUCUCUCUCUCUCUCUCUCUCUCGCUCUCUCUCUCUCUCUCUCUCGCUCUCUCUCUCUCUCUCUCUCGCUCUCUCUGCAGAUGGGAAAUGCCUCUGAAACUUCCCUCAUUUCCAAGAUAUCUAAAGAUCAUGACUUUCUUUUGGGGAUUAUCUACACCAUCUUCGGUGUGUUCUCUCUGACGGGGAACACCGUCUUGCUUUUGGUGGCGUAUCAGAAGAAGUCGUCUCUCAAACCGGCCGAGUUCUUCAUCGUCAAUCUCUCCGUCAGUGACCUGGGCAUGACCGUCUCUCUCUUCCCCUUCGCCAUUUCCUCCGCGUUCUCUCACAGAUGGCUCUUCACUAAAUCAGUGUGUCUGUGUUAUGCGUUCUGUGGUGUACUCUUUGGCCUGUGCAGUCUGAGUAAUCUGACCGUCCUGUCGUCCGUCUGCUGGUUUAAAGUCUGCUGCCCCAACUACGGGAAUAAGUUCUCCUCGUCCCAUGCCCUGCUGCUGGUGGUUGGGGUGUGGUGCUACUCCGCCAUCUUCGCUGUAGGUCCUCUAUCGGGCUGGGGUCAGUACAGUUACGAGCCCUACGGCACCGCCUGCUGCAUCGACUGGUUUGCUCCUCACGACAGCCUUCUCGCCAUGUCCUACAUCAUAUGCCUCUUCUUCUUCUGCUACAUCGUGCCGUGCACCAUCAUCUUCCUCUCGUACACGUUCAUCCUGGUGACGGUGCGCGGGUCUCGGCAGGCGAUCCAGCAGCACGUGUCUCCGCGGAACAAGAUCGUCGACGCUCAGACCCGCGUCAUCAAGCUCUUCGUGGCUGUAUGCAUAGGCUUCCUGCUGGCGUGGAGUCCGUACGCUGCCGUAUCCAUGUGGGCGGUCUUUGUGAAUCCAGACGCGGUUCCUCCGAUAGCAUUUGCCACAGCGGCCGUAUUUGCCAAAUCCUCCACCCUGUACAACCCCCUGGUCUACCUGGGCUUCAAACGCAACUUCCGCAGGUCCCUUCGCAGACGAGCACAGACGUUGUGCUCGUGCCCGUGCCGGCCGAAAAUGGCGCGGAAAAACGCGGACAAGGAAAACUGCAGUGGACCUCACAAAAACCACCGACCUUGCAGGUACUGCCUGGACCACACUUCUGCUCACUGCUUGGACAUCAUGCCUCAGAGAACAGUCCGGAUCCUGACCGGCUGCACGAACAGCGAGGUAGCGGUCAGUCAGAUGUCUAAUGAGAUGCAGAGUGACUUCCUUUAGAUCCGUCUAGAAUGCUUCCUUUGUGUUUCCGCACAAACAGGAAGCAGUAUGCCUCAGAUUUCCUUCCGAAUAGAGUGAAGAAGAACCCCGGAGGAAGCUUGGACGGGAUCUUUGCGCUUGUCGUUGAUGUAAACUGACCGUCCCCCGCACCGAUGAAGACGGUUUCUGGUCAACGAGCUUCCCGAAGCGGCGAAGCAUCCGUUAUAAACGUGACGGGGAGGAUGUCAUGAGAUCUUCUUUUAAGCCUCAAAUAAAAUGUUUAAUAUUCCGGUGCAACGUUCAUUUUAAUGUUGACGAUAAAUGUUUACUGAAUGUUACUUAAAUAAAAAUAUACCAAAACCGAUCGCAACUACAGUAAAAACGAAAGGACAUUACGGCAACUCUACGUCCGAUUGCAGCAGUGUGACGAUAAAUCAGGACGUAAACUCGAUCUUAAACGAAUCUGUUAGUUCUCAGAUCGGACGUCUGUCUCGAUGGUUCGUAUUCGUAAGUCUCAUAUCUGUCUGUAACAACGACGCAUUUGUUCCCUGGGAUCAAUUUCUUGAGCAUUUGUUUCUGACAGUAAUUCAUGUGCGCAGCCCGUGCUCUUAUUCUGACGUGUCUGUUUUCACUUCCCGGUCCUGUCUCCGCUCCUGUUUUGUCGAUCGCAUGUCCCCCGACAUACAGUUGUGUCUCGCUAUUCCGCGUUAGGUCCUAAUUCAUUUGUCUGUUUACACCCUGUUGUUUCUUCGUCCAGGAGCAGAGUUGCGGUAUCCCGAGGGGGGAAAAAAUCCAUUUAUAGUGUCAAUUGCAGUCAUUCCGCAGACUGACCAGUAGGUGUCACUGUGUAUUCUGUGUUAAUGGGUCCUCACCUGUAGAAUGUGAAUUGAACAGAAUAACAAUAACAAGCUACUUACAAUUGUAGACGAAGAUGUCUGAGAGUUCGUCCACCAAAUUAGUUUUCGAGCUGAGAGGUUACAGAACACAUGACGCCAUUUCCAGUAAAGGGACGUGGCGAGCAUCGAUGCGCUCUGGUUUUUGCCGUGCAUUGUGGGAUUUUAUACAGAGCGAACAUCUUUAGUGCACCGGAAGGAUUUUGCGAUCGAGACAGCUAUUAAAAUAGCCGACGCCCUGAUCGGUGCCCUGACUACUGAACUAGGGAGCUGAUUGAGCCACGCCCCCAAAAAAAACAAACGAAUAAGGAAGUAACACAAAACGGACCAGGAAGUGACAACAGACAUGUCACAAUAAGAGCGCAGACUGUGAGACUAAGCUCUGAGGUGAUUCGGGAUAAGCUGGUAAUGUAAAUGUAGUAAUUAUAAAUCAAACACAAUCUAGCAGGAUUGAGGAUCUAGCUUCAAGAUAAGUUCGUCGAAUUAACCGUAGAUCUACGAAGAAAACCGGAACGCUUAGCGACACAGCGGUGUUCAAAAUAUACUCCUCAGAUACUUCCGUUUCAACAAACUGAACAAUAGCAACAAAAAAACCCCCACAAAGUUCAUCCGUAUCUUCAGGCGCUGACGGACAAAAGUGAAAGGUGUUGCGUUGGAAGAGACGAUGCAGAUCGGCGUUAUAUCGGUUUACCUGCUCGUAACAAAGCUCUCGUUAAAAUAUUCUAAUAAUAAUAAUAAUAAUAAUAAUCAAAGUCUAAAAUGAUCCACCAGCACAUUUAUACGAUCUGUUUAAUAACGUAAGUGAUGAAUAAAACUUUAUUUAUAUAGCGAAGGUUACAAAUUACUUCACAAUCCAUCAAAAAAAGUCCUAACAGGAUAAAAGAAAGUGAAGUAUGUAAUAAAAUGCGUCCUUUUUGUUCACUGUUGUAAUUAUUUAUUGUUGUGUUUGGUGUUGAUUAUUAUCACAGCUCUAAUAAUAAUAAUAAUAAUAAUAAUAAUAAUAAUAAUAAUAGUUAUUAUUAUUAUUGCUAGAAUGACUGUUUUUGUGUGAAUUUUGUUUGAUUUGUAUCUUUAAUCUCAGACAGCACUGCACCGUCAGCGAAGAUGUCUAUUUUUAUAUAUCUUCUUUUCUUUUCUUUUUUUGGUAUGCUUUUAUUUAUUAAUAUGCAAAAAGAGAAAUGCAGCUGCGUUUUAAACUCUGAUGCGAUGAUAUUUAGCGGGCCACGUUGCACACGGUGCUAGAAAUCUUUCAUGUAUAAAUAUUUCUCCAGCGCAGUCUUCAGAGCGUUCUAAUGGAGGCAGCAGUUCAUUAGGAGAAUUCUCGCGCCGCUCUGUCGAUCUUCUGAAGAAUUUUACAGUAUGGCAGUAUGACCUGAAUAUAAAAAAGAUGGCAGUGUUUUAAUUAUUAUUUUUUUAAUAAAUACAUUUUUUUAAAAAAGAAGAUGAAUUUGAAUUUGAAAGAUGAAUUGGUGCCUGGGGACAAAAUUGGGAAACGAUGGAGGAACGAAUGUUUCUUUUUUUUUUCCUCAAAAAACUGAAGAUGAGCUGAGACAUGCAGUGAGUUAAAUAUAAAUAUGUCAAUAAUAACAAAUUAGUUUUAAAAACAGACUUUUCAAAUGGCAAAAAAUGGGUACAUUAAACACAACUUUUCAGUUUUAAGUUAAUACGCAGAUGUUCUACACAAUUUUGUAUUGUAUUAUUGCAGGUUGUGUUUUUUUUGUUUGUUUGUUUGUUUGUUUGGGGGUUGUUGUUUGUUUGUUUUUUUGCAUAAACAUGAUUUUAGUUUCUUUGGGCAUGUUUAAAAAAAGAUGUAGAAAAAGUGGAAUAAAAAGUGGAAUUAACUCACACACUGAGGCCCUGACUCUGAUUUAUUAAUAUGAUGUACUCGGUCGUAUGCAUGUACUGUAUGUACGUAUGAUUUUUAAUUAUUUAAAUGUUUAUUUCUGUUUCUUUUCA